CUAGAGAAACAAAAGUCCAGAAUGCUGAGGCUGCCACUCUCACUUCCUCUUGCCCCUCGCCCAGCUCUGCUUUGAAUACAGUAACUUCUGUGGGGCACCGAGCUGGGGAGAGAAGACGCCAGUGCUUCAAGCUGCCCAGUCAGGCCGUUACAGCCUGUCAUGCUUUCCAAGGACGACUGCUGGUCACAGAAAAUGCUGGGAUGAUGCCUGUCUCACGCCUGGCUGGGGCUCUGAUACCAGCCAUGACCUUCCUCUCCUACUUGAGAGUGGAGAGCUGGGAGCCCUGCGUGGAGGUAAUUCCUAACAUUUCUUACCGAUGCAUGGAGGUGAAUCUCUACAAAAUACCUGACAACAUUCCCUCAUCAGCCAAGAACCUGGAUCUGAGCUUUAACCCCCUGAGGCACUUAGGUAGCCAUAGCUUCUCCAACUUCUCAGAACUGCAGGUGCUGGAUUUAUCCAGGUGUGAAAUUCAGAUAAUUGAAGAUGGUGCAUAUUGGGGACUAAAUCAUCUCUUCACCUUGAUAUUAACGGGAAACCCUAUCCAGCAUUUAGCCCUGGGAACCUUUUUUGGACUAUCAGGUUUGCAAAAGCUGGUGGCUGUGGAGAUAAACCUAACCUCUCUAGAGGACUUCCCCAUUGGGCAUCUUAAAACUUUGAAGGAGCUUAAUGUAGCUCACAAUUCUAUCCAUUCCUUCAAAUUACCUGAAUAUUUUUCUAACCUGUCCAACCUGGAACACUUGGACCUUUCCAAUAACCAGAUCCGAAAUAUUUUUCGUAAAGACUUGCAGAUCCUACAUCAAAUUCCUCUACUCAAUCUCUCUCUAGACCUGUCCCUGAACAUGAUAGACUUUAUCCAACCAGGUGCCUUCAAAGAAAUUAGGCUUCAUAAACUGACUUUGAGAAGCAAUUUUGAUAAUAUGACUGUAAUGAAAAUGUGUAUUCAAGGUCUGGCUGGUUUAGAAGUCCAUCAGUUGGUCAUGGGAGAAUUUAAAAAUGAAAGGAACUUGGACAGGUUUGACAAAUCUGCUCUGGAGGGACUAUGCAAUUUGACAAUUGAAGAAUUCCGGAUGGCAUAUGUCAGCGACUUCUCAUCACAUGAUAUUGAUGUAUUUAAUUGCUUGGCAAAUGUUUCUGCAGUUUCUCUGGUGAGUCUGAAUCUAAAUGAGUUAGAAAGAUUUCCUGAAGAUUUCAGAUGGCAAUCCUUAGAACUGGUUAACUGUAAACUUCAACCAUUUCCUGCACUGGCACUUUCCUCUCUGAAAAGAUUUGUUUUAACUGCCAAUAAAAAUAGUAACACUAUUGUCGAGUUUAAACUACCAAGCCUUGAGUUUCUAGAUCUCAGUGGAAAUGUAUUGAGUCUCAGAGGUUGUUGUUCUCAGUCUGAUUUUGGGACAACCAAGCUGAAGUAUUUAGAUCUGAGCUUCAAUAAUGUUAUUGUCAUGAAUUCAAACUUCCUGGGCUUGGAACAACUAAAACAUCUAGAUUUCCGAUAUUCCACCUUGAAACAUGUCAAUGAUUUUCCACCAUUUCUAUCACUCACAAAACUACUUUACCUUGACAUUUCUCACACCCAUAUUCACGUUGUCUUCCACGGCAUCUUUCUUGGCUUGUAUAGCCUCAAAGUCUUAAAAAUGGCUGGCAAUUCUUUUCAGGACAACUUCCUUCCAGAUAUCUUCACAGAUCUGACUGACUUGAUUUUCUUGGACCUCUCUUACUGCCAACUGGAACAGGUGUCCCGAGGAGCUUUUGACUCACUUCUCAGACUACAGGUGAUAAAUAUGAGUUCCAACAACCUCCUGUCCUUGGAUACACUUCCCUUUAAAUAUCUCCACUCGCUUCAAGUUCUAGACUGUAGUUUCAAUCAUAUAGUGGCCUCCAAGGUACAAGAACUACAACAUCUUCCAAGUAACCUAACUCUCUUAAAUCUUACCCAGAAUGACUUUGCUUGUAUUUGUGAGCACCAGAGUUUCCUGCAGUGGGUCAAGGACCAGAGGCAGCUCUUGGUGGAAGUUGAACAAAUGGUGUGUGCGACACCUUCAGACAUGCACGGCAGGCCUGUGCUGAGUUUUAGGAACACCACCUGUCAGAUGAGUAAGACUGUUAUCAGUGCGUCAGUUCUCAGUGUGUUCAUAGUAUCUCUGAUGCUAGUUUUGGCCUAUAAGUUCUAUUUCCACCUGAUGCUUCUUGCAGGCUGCAGAAGAUAUGGUGGCGGCGAAUGCACCUAUGAUGCCUUUGUUAUCUACUCUAGCCAGGAUGAGGACUGGGUGAGGAAUGAGCUGGUAAAGAACCUGGAAGAGGGAGUGCCCCCCUUUCAGCUCUGCCUUCACUAUAGAGACUUUAUCCCAGGUGUGGCCAUCGCCGCCAACAUCAUCCAGGAAGGUUUCCACAAAAGCCGGAAAGUUAUUGUCGUGGUGUCUCAGCACUUCAUCCAGAGCCGCUGGUGUAUCUUCGAAUAUGAGAUUGCCCAGACCUGGCAGUUUUUGAGCAGUCAUGCUGGCAUUAUCUUCAUCAUCCUGCAGAAGGUGGAGAAGUCCCUGCUCCGGCAGCAGGUGGAGCUGUACCGCCUUCUCAACAGGAACACCUACCUGGAGUGGGAGGACAGUGUCCUGGGAAAACACAUCUUCUGGAGACGUCUCAGAAAAGCCCUGUUAGCUGGGAAACCAUGGAAUCCAGAAGGAACAGCAGAUGCAGAGAACAACCAGCUUGAAGCAACAACUUUUACCUGAGGCAAAGAAACUCCUGGGAUGCUUUCCCAUCCAGCUGGGCUCAACACUUGUUCAGCUAAUACCAAAAAAAAAAAAAAAAAACCCACUGCCAUCUAGGCAAUUCCAACUCAUA
Messenger RNA from Loxodonta africana (African savanna elephant), 2838 nucleotides. It is a transcript of the gene TLR4, whose product is annotated as toll like receptor 4. Gene Ontology annotation, biological process: immune response; MyD88-dependent toll-like receptor signaling pathway; inflammatory response. Gene Ontology annotation, molecular function: lipopolysaccharide binding; protein binding; lipopolysaccharide immune receptor activity. Gene Ontology annotation, cellular component: plasma membrane. The coding region runs from base 201 to 2726 and encodes 841 amino acids. The record is from RefSeq and is a predicted model, not a curated record. Lineage: Eukaryota; Metazoa; Chordata; Mammalia; Proboscidea; Elephantidae. The transcript has 3 exons.